UCAAUCUCAUAAUUAUUUUAUUUAUUAAUUUUUUAGAAUAUUUUUUUUAAUUUUGUACUAAAAAUGUUGAAAGCAAUAAGCAUAUUUAAUCGUAUAAAUACACAAUUAAAACCAUAUGCCUUGGAAGGCACUCGGUGUUUCGUACUGAUGGGUGUUGGGGAUGUUAUUGCACAGAAAUUUAUUGAAAAGAAGUCGUUGACGGAAGUCGAUGUCGUUAGAACUAUGAAAUUUGCUAGCAUUGGCUUCUUUUUUAUUGGGCCAGUUCUAAAAUAUUGGUAUCGAGCUGUCGAUUCUAUGGUAUCACAAAAUCAACACCAAACCAAACGAGCCCUAAAAAAGAUGUUAAUAGAUCAGAGCUGCUGCGCGCCGGUCUUCCCUGUUGCCAUAAUGGGCAUUCUUGGCACAAUGAAUGGUACAGGCGUGGAAGACUUUAAAAGUCGCGUGAAAGCAGAUUAUUUUCAAAUAAUGAAAAAUAAUUAUACGAUAUGGCCUGCUGCACAAAUGAUUAAUUUUGCUUUUGUGCCGAUGCAUCUACAAGUUGUGUUUGUACAACUCGUAGCGAUAGGCUGGAAUUGCUACAUAUCGUUGGUUGUAAAUAAAAAUGCCGCCAAGG
Molecule: messenger RNA, 613 nt
Organism: Teleopsis dalmanni
Lineage: Eukaryota; Metazoa; Arthropoda; Insecta; Diptera; Diopsidae
Gene: Mpv17
Product: mpv17-like protein
Cellular component (GO): membrane; cytoplasm
Source: RefSeq, a predicted model, not a curated record